UGCGCACUGUGCACACUGGUGCGCUUUUUGGUGUUGGAAGUCAGACAGGCAGCCAGAGAGACAGCGAGAGAGAUAGAAAGAGAGAGGGGUUUCUCAUACACAGACAUUUCAUUGCAUUGAUGUCUUGGAUGUACUCUGAUUGAGUAGCCUAGUUAAGCGUUUGGGGAAACUAUAAGAAGGCAGAAGCCAUGAAGAAACAACUCCACCAAAUACCCUAAAUACACCAUCAAGGAAUAAUGUCGAUGUAUAAUGGGACUGGAGAAACGGGCGGAAAGGACUACACCUAUGUACGGGUUUGUGCGUCGACCAUCGCCUUCAUAACAUUGGCAUUCUUCAACAUCGUCAUUAACUGGACUAUACUGCGCGAGGAUCGACUUCGGGGCCAUGCGCGCUUUGUGUUGGUUUUUCACCUGUUGGUGUCCGCUCUGGUGUACUUCGGAAUGUGUUCUGUUUUCUACCUCCAGAUCUACUUCGACGCCAAGCCUGUGGCAUCCAUAUGUGUGGCCAUGAUAACCGUCCUAAUCACCAGCGCGUCCAAUAUCCUUCUGACUCUCACUGCUAUGUCGCUGGACCGUUAUUUUGCUGUCUGCCAUCCUCUGUGGUACAAUUCUGUCUGGCAAUGGCCUUGGCUAGUUGGGCUACUGACAUGGGGACUCGCACUGGUUAUCCCCCUCACUCUGCUCUCCAAGACAGAGAUGCUCGGCAGUGAUACAAAUGUGGAAUGUGGAAGGGAACAGCUGAAGAAAGGUGGUCUGGAAAAAAUAUUGUUGAUAUCUGUGUGCACGGCGCUCAUUCUGUACAGUUAUGUAAGGAUACUGUUUGAGGGGCGACGGUUGGGAGUGAUGAAUCGACGCAACAUGGUCGGAUGCAAGACCCUCGCCCUGCACGGUACUCAACUCGCCGUAUACAUCCUCCCCAACUUCAUGAACUUUGUGCUAACAGUUCUCCAGAAACAAGGACACAUUGAGCCGGGGACCAAAGAACUGUCUGCGGUGGUUAGUUUCGCCUUCUUCAGCUUGGCGCAGUGCGUCGCACCAAUCGUCUACGGGUUGCGUAAAGAGGAACUCUUGGAGCAGGUGCAUCGCCGAUUCCCUUGUUGUUCCCGCCACCUGAAAACCGUCCUGGGCCCGGUUUCCCAAAAUCAUCUUAAGGCUAAUUUCAUAUUAGAGCCCAAAAGCCUCGGUUCUAACGAUGAAUUUCGCCUUAAGAUGCUUUUGAGAAACCGGGCCCUGGAGUGGACCUGGCGUGCCAUAACGCCUUGUCUGCAUUCCCAGUCAAGUGAAAGAAGACUGACGUUCCAGACACUCAUCUCACUGGAGCCCCCACAGACCCCAGUUUGAGGGGACGCCGGGAGCUUAGAAGCCAGCGUUCCAGACACUCAUCUCACUGGAGCCCCCACAGACCCCAGUUUGAGGGGACGCCGGGAGCUUAGAAGCCAGCAUUCCAGACACUCAUCUCACUGGAGCCCCCACAGACCCCAGUUUGAGGGGACGCCGGGAGCUUAGAAGCCAGCAUUCCAGACACUCAUCUCACUGGAGCCCCCACAGACCCCAGUUUGAGGGGACGCCGGGAGCUUAGAAGCCAGCGUUCCAGACACUCAUCUCACUGGAGCCCCCACAGACCCCAGUUUGAGGGGACGCCGGGAGCUUAGAAGCCAGCGUUCCAGACACUCAUCUCACUGGAGCCCCCACAGACCCCAGUUUGAGGGGACGUCGGGAGCUUAGAAGCCAGCGUUCCAGACACUCAUCUCACUGGAGCCCCCACAGACCCCAGUUUGAGGGGACGCCGGGAGCUUAGAAGCCAGCGUUCCAGACACUCAUCUCACUGGAGCCCCCACAGACCCCAGUUUGAGGGGACGCCGGGAGCUUAGAAGCCAGCGUUCCAGACACUCAUCUCACUGGAGCCCCCACAGACCCCAGUUUGAGGGGACGCCGGGAGCUUAGAAGCCACCGUUCCCGUAACUUCACUACCCACGAGCACUUCUCCUGUGCCCCAUAGACUGGGCUGAAGACGUUUUGUACCAGUCUGAUACUGCCUUUCAGAUGCCAUUGAGACAACGGUGGGUGGGGGGGACAUAGCAACCAGACGAAAGGUGUCGCUCUCACUAUAAACAUUUGAGACGAGUCUCCAUUUUCUUUUGCCGAUGAACAUUCAUACAGUACUUGGUUAUCCAGCAUCUGUACAAAGCUGUAAAAGUGCUUCUGUUCUACCCAGGGUGUCGUGACUUUAUAGGCUUGGGGCAUCACUAUGGACAGACCAGCCUCAAACGACCUGUAAUGCAUUAACUGUACUGUGUCAGAGAGGAGUCAAGCAGGAAUUUGACUUGUAUUACAGUACACCGCCACCUGACCAUCAGAAUUGACUGGAUGUGCAUUGUGCAAUAUAGCCUACUUUGAAAGAGUUGAUUUAUUAAUGAUAAUUGAAGCAGCAAUGUCUGAUUUUUUUGUGUGAGAUAAAGUCAAGACAUCUUUUAUGAGAUGGAAAGAUCCCGAUUCAUUCAAACAAGAGCCAGAUUGAACAUUGUUGCCCAUCUUCUUCGCCAUGUGAACCUCAAUGGCAGAUUCUCUAUAAUAAAAGAGCUGAAACUGUGAACAGCACGUAAUCUGGAGCAGUAUUUGUAUUUAUUGUGGAUCCCCAUUAGCUGCUGCCAGAGCUCUAUGUAGUACUGUGUGCCUCCCAUAGUCUGUUCUGGACUUGGGGACUGUGAAGAGACCUUUUGUGGCAUGUCUUGUGGGGUAUGCAUGGGUGUCCGAGCUGUGUGCCAGUAGUUUAAACAGACAGCUCGGUGUAUUCAACAUGUCAAUACAUCUCAUAAAUAAAAGUAGUGAUGAAGUCAAUUUCUCCUCCACUUUCAACCAGGAGAGCUUGACAUGCAAAUUAUUAAUAUUAGCUCUCUGUAUACAUCCAAGGGCCAUCCGUGCUGCCCUGUUCUGAGCCAAUUGCAAUUUUCCUAAGUCCUUUUUUUGUGGCACCUGACCACACGACUGAACAGUAGACAAGGUGCCACAAAAAUAGGGAUUGUAGGACCUGCCUUGUUUAUAAUGUUGUUAAGAAGGUAGAGCAUCGCUUUGUUAUAGACAGAUUUCUCCCUGUCUUAGCUAUACUACUGCAUCAAUAUGUCUUGACCAUGACAGUUUACAAUCUAGGGUCACUGCAAGCAGUUUAGUCAUCUCAACUUGCUCAAUUUCUACAUUAUUUAUUACAAGAGUAGUAGCUCUGUGGUCGAACUCGCUUCACUUCAGUUUGUGUCAUACAAUCCAUUCUGGUUUGCAGUGCACAUCCACUAAUAAGGAAGGGGUUAAUGUUUGUUAUCUACACACAAUCAGUGUUCACACAUCGCUUCAACUCAUUCCUGUAAAUGCUUGGUUAGGUUCAGUAAAGGAGGAUGUUGAAGUAAAACAAAAAUGAAUGUUGAGUUUAGUAGACUAGAGGGGUUGCAUUUCACAAACCCAGAUUACGCCUGGUUUUAAUCCUGGACUAUAAAGUGCUUUCAAUGAAGACUUGUCUCAACAUGCUUUUUUGUUUAGGUUAAGGAUUAAUAUGGGUUUGUGUACCUGGCCUGCCUCUCAAAUGAACAGAAUUAGACUUUUAUGAACGAUGGGGGGUACUACUAGGCUAUAUGGGAUUGUUUUAAGAAGGUCAAACCAAGGAUAAUUUUGCUAUUGGAUUUAGAAUUUUAAAACACUGAAGUAUC
Molecule: messenger RNA, 3694 nt
Organism: Oncorhynchus masou masou (cherry salmon)
Lineage: Eukaryota; Metazoa; Chordata; Actinopteri; Salmoniformes; Salmonidae
Product: odorant receptor 131-2-like
Exons: 2
Coding region: 237-1340 (367 amino acids)
Biological process (GO): G protein-coupled receptor signaling pathway; detection of chemical stimulus involved in sensory perception of smell
Cellular component (GO): membrane
Molecular function (GO): G protein-coupled receptor activity; odorant binding; olfactory receptor activity
Source: RefSeq, a predicted model, not a curated record